This is a messenger RNA of Pelobates fuscus (common spadefoot toad), 1864 nucleotides long. It is a transcript of the gene KCTD2, whose product is annotated as potassium channel tetramerization domain containing 2. The transcript has 6 exons. Gene Ontology annotation, biological process: protein homooligomerization; proteasome-mediated ubiquitin-dependent protein catabolic process. The record is from RefSeq and is a predicted model, not a curated record. Gene Ontology annotation, molecular function: cullin family protein binding. Gene Ontology annotation, cellular component: cytoplasm; Cul3-RING ubiquitin ligase complex. Bases 120 to 854 code for a protein of 244 amino acids. Lineage: Eukaryota; Metazoa; Chordata; Amphibia; Anura; Pelobatidae.
UGAUGGGGGGAUAUGGGCGCUCGGAAGUGACGCCAUCACACCGGAAGCGCCUCAUACUAGGUUCUUCGGGGGUGAUGGCUCCGCCGCUGUCCCGGUGGUGCCCGGUGUAGGCCGACAACAUGGCGGAGCCGCAGCGGGAGGCCGCUGAUCCUGUGGGUUCGCCUUGCAGCCUGACUAUCCCCGGCACACGGAGCGGGCCCCCCAGCCCAGGCCUGUGUCCGGGGCCCCGCUCCCCUCGCAGCCCAGUACCGCAGGAAUGUGCCGGCCGCAGGGGCUCCAAAUGGGUCCGGCUAAACGUGGGCGGCACCUACUUCCUGAGCACAAAACAGACUCUGUGUCGGGAGCCCAAGUCCUUCUUAUACCGGCUGUGCCAGGAGGACCCCGACCUGGACUCGGACAAGGAUGAGACCGGAGCAUAUCUCAUUGAUCGAGACCCUACGUACUUUGGACCCAUCUUAAACUAUCUUCGACAUGGAAAACUGAUCCUUGACAAAGACCUUGCAGAGGAAGGAGUUCUAGAAGAAGCAGAAUUUUAUAACAUUGCCUCCUUAGUGCGACUAGUGAAAGAGCGUAUCAGAGACAACGAGAAUAGGACCUCCCAGGGUCCUGUCAAACAUGUAUACAGAGUGUUACAAUGUCAGGAAGAGGAACUCACACAAAUGGUGUCCACCAUGUCUGAUGGUUGGAAAUUUGAGCAGCUGAUCAGCAUUGGCUCUUCCUACAAUUAUGGUAAUGAAGACCAGGCAGAGUUCCUGUGUGUGGUGUCUCGGGAGCUUAACAACUCUACAAAUGGACUGGUCAUUGAGCCCAGUGAGAAGGCCAAGAUUCUUCAGGAGCGAGGAUCUCGAAUGUGAAGUGAAGAAUGGAUUAACAUCUGAUUUAGAGUUCCUCUGGGCUGCAACCAAAACCCUUGCUGUUUGUUGAGCUCAUGCGCUGUAUUACUGACUUUUUCCUGUUACCCUCAGCAGGCCUUAACAGCCCCAGGUUCAAGGGAAACUUGUCCUCCCUUAGGCGGCCUGUGAUUUGUGUUGUAUGGGAGUGUCAAGUAUGUUGUGGUUCAGUGGAUAACCCCCCUUUGUUUGGGACCGUUUUUUUUUUUUUUCUGUGUGUCUUCUAUCUAUGGCCUGUUCUUAAAGAGUCAAGCAUAAUCUGUUCUCCAAUUUCGACUUCUGCAAGCAUAUGAAGCUUCAAAUUAAAUGGGGAAUCUUUGGACAUUUCCUUUGGAUUACCUUCCUUUCUGACAGUUGCCAAACAUCACGAUUUCCUGUCUCAAGUACUGUUUACUGUGCAGUUAUGUCUCCUGUCAUGAUUCCAAGGGAGACCCUUUGCCUGUGGCCUAAUUUUCUGGGAAUUUACUGCCCAAUGUUUUCUCCGUAGGACUUGAAGAGGCGGAAAGUUAAUUUACUUCAACCAGGGUCUCGGCUUAAUACCACGGUAGCAGAGAGCUACUCACCCCACUGUGGAUACUGUCCAGCUAAUUUUGCUGGAGGGGACAUUACCAAGGGCAGUUUUGUGUUGUCUGUGCAUGUUUUCCUGUCCCUUAAACAUGAGUUUGUUUCCCGAGAGGGUGUUUUCUGUUUUUGGGCUACCUACCUCUGUCAAAAUUUGCACUUUUAUCACAUGCAAACUUUCUAAUAACACCUUGUUACAGUGCUAGGCAGAGAUGUGGGUGAUUGCUACUUUGAGUAUAUAAAUUCCCAACACAAGAACUGUUUAUUGCCAAAGUUGUUGUGCUGUUUUGUUUUUGCUUUUUUUUCGAUUUCUCACAUGUUCAGUGAUUAUUCCAAAAACACAUGAUUUGAUGUCUGACUGUAGGACACACUGGAAAAAUUGUACUCCUUUUAAUAAAGUAUUAUUAAAAUAA